AUGGCUCUCAAAAUACAAUGCUUUUUUCAAAAUCGAAGCAGAGAUGUUCAGGCCUGGAAUGGAAAACAUUACAUCACUGCAGUACUAACACCAUAUCGCGCUGCCCAUCUAAGUAGUUUUAUAUGUUUUACUGGAUUCAAAGAACAAUGCUCAUUAAAGUACAGCAGUAUAGAAAACCAAGGCAAAUUUUUGUCAUGUGAUCAUUCUUUCGUUUACUUUGGGUUUGUUGAUGUCAAUUGUCGUGUUAAUCGCUCAGUUAAAUUGCGCAACAUUAGUUCAAAAUCACUAAAUCUCAAGUUGCAAUUGCAUAGUACGAGUAAAGGUUAUGAGCUUCUGGAGAAGGGUAUAAUAAUAUUAAAGCCGGAAGAAGCUCAUGUGGUGCAUAUAGUAUUCCAACCUCCAUUUGGUGCUUGCUUUCAAAAUGUUCUUCGUAUCAAAGUUCUCAAUGCUGAACAUAUAAAUUAUUCGAUUCCACUGGUGGGCAGUGGUGGUAUUGCUUCAUUGAGAGUUAUGGCACAGUCUGGACUGACUAUGUUGCGAGAUGGUUCAUUUGUUUUGACUGCACAAGGCGUUACAAACAUUAGUUUCUGUAUCGAAAAUAAAGGAUUGAGAGAUUCAUUUGCUCGUAUCGUUGUAAUGGAUAAACAGACAAAAACACCAGUCGAUGGACACAGUGUUAUUCCUUCUGACUGCGUUUCUAUCUUGCAUCGUACGAAACAGAAAUUUACAGUGGAAGUUCCAUGUUUCGUGAAUAGUGAAGCUAAUGGCAAACCUAAUCAGUCAUCUCCUACCACAUCGUUGUUAUUGCCAUCCUCGGCAGUUGCUCAGCAAUAUUAUGUACAGGUGUUAUGGGGUGAAGAAGCACAAAGACGCCGACUUAAAAAAUUUGAAAACGAGAUAUGUGCGAAUUUCACAUUCAACGGUUUAACUUUCACAAAAUGUAAAUUUAUGAAUGAACAAAAAUGCAAGUACACUGCGUCAGAGAACACAUCAUGUGGUUUUUACGAUCGUGAUGCAUUUGAAUUGGGCCUAAGAAUCACUCUUAUAUCGGUUGUAGAUAAUAGACUUUCACUAAUGUCCCGUAACACUCAACUUCUUCAAAGUCGAACACCUGUCGAAAGUAUCGUACUUGAACCAAAUGCUACCAUGUCAGUGGCUUAUCAUAACAGAAGUGUUGUUGAAGAUAUCUCAACCAUUUUUACUGCGAGUCAUAUAAUGUGA
Molecule: messenger RNA, 1221 nt
Organism: Thelazia callipaeda (thelaziosis nematode)
Lineage: Eukaryota; Metazoa; Nematoda; Chromadorea; Rhabditida; Thelaziidae
Source: the annotation of a GenBank genome assembly